Molecule: messenger RNA, 1524 nt
Organism: Quercus robur (English oak)
Lineage: Eukaryota; Viridiplantae; Streptophyta; Magnoliopsida; Fagales; Fagaceae
Exons: 3
Coding region: 1-1524 (507 amino acids)
Source: RefSeq, a predicted model, not a curated record
AUGAUGGAUUCAGUUGCUAAUUAUGGCAAGGGAUUGAAACUCCCUACUUAUCAUGAAACAAGGUUGACUUUCUUGAAAAAAGAGGUAGAAAAUAUGCACUUCACAUUGGAUAAGUAUAAAAAUGAGUGGAAAAAAACAGGUUGCACUUUAAUGUCAGAUGGAUGGACGGAUAAUAGAGAGAGGUCUAUCACAAACUUCCUUGUCAAUAGUCCAAAGGGAACAGUUUUUCUUAAAUCUAUUGACACCUCCAAUAUUUCCAAGAAUGCUGAAAAUUUAUUUCAAUUGCUUGAUUCUUUGGUGCAAGAAAUUGGAGAGGAGAAUGUGGUUCAAGUAGUGACAGAUAGUGCUUCAGCUUAUGUUUCAGCUGGUGAAAAAUUAAUGGAAAAAAGACGUAAGAUCUUUUGGAAUCCUUGUGCUGCCCACUGCAUUGAUUUGAUGCUUCAUGACAUUGGUGAUUUGCCUGUGCAUGCAAAUACUAUAAAAAAAGCAAAGAAGAUCACUGUUUUUAUUUACCGUCAUAUUUGGGUGCUUGAUUUGAUGAGAAAAUAUACAAAAACGAGGGAAUUGGCAAGACAAGGUGUCACAAGAUUUUCCACUGCCUACUUAACUUUGAAGAGUAUAUAUCAACAAAAGAUUGGAUUAAGGUCUAUGUUUGCAUCUGAGGAAUGGGCUAAGAGUCCCUAUGCAAAGAAAAGUGAUGGCAUUAAUGUCCAAUUAAUUGUCUUGAGUGAUCCAAAGUUUUGGCCUGCUAUUAAAUUUUGCUUGAAAUGUGUGAUCCCGUUAGUAAAAGUUUUAAGGCUUGUAGAUGGUGAUGCAAAACCAGCAAUGGGCUACAUAUAUGAAGCUAUGGAUAGAGCAAAAGAGCAAAUCCGGAAAAAUUUUAAUGAUGUGCAAAGGAGAUAUAGACCUAUAUUAAGAAUUAUUGAAACUAGAUGGGAGCUUCAACUUCAUAGGCCUUUACAUGCAGCAGCUUAUUUUCUCAAUCCUAAGUUUCAUUAUGAUCCCAACUUUGUUGCAAAUGAAGAAGUGAGAGUUGGACUUUAUGAAGUGAUUGAAAGGAUGUGUCCUACAACUUUGGAGAGGUGUAGGAUUGAUCUACAAUUGGAGAAAUUUGAUAAAGCUGAGGGUUUGUUUGGAAAAGAAAUGGCUAUACUUACAAGAACAAAGAAGCAGCCAGAUCCACACGCCUUUCACCGACACUUUCAUCUGAUCAACCGGAAGGAUUUGGAGACCGUUCUCAAGGUAGCGGUUUUUGUAAACGAAGAGGAUGGUCAAGUCAGAGCCGUUCACAAAAUCGUAGGGUACGAUCCCAUCCAGAAGUCAUUUGCUGCCCCGAAGCACGUGAUCAGAGCUAACGAUCCUCGACUUCAGAAAAUCACUGUAGUCGAGCACGGGUUUUUGAUAUCUGAAGGAUCUCCUGUCCCGGAGGGCAUUCCAUUGGCGGGCUCCUCUCCGUCCCACCAAGCAGCAGAGGACGAGGGUGAUUUGGGUUUGUCCGAAGAGGGGUUCGGUGUAUUUGACUAG